GCGCCGAAAGCAGCUGGCUUUGGUGUCGUGGAUAUCAUCCGUCUGCUUUGCGGCAUAGCACUGCUCAAUGGCUGCUUGAGCUUCUUCGUCACGGGCGAUACGUUCUUCUGGGGCCACCGGCCGUGGGUAGAGAGUCGCACGAGAACGCUGACGAACUGGUGGAACGGCGGCGUGCACCUCACAGACACCCAGCUAGCCCUAUACAACGGCUCCGACCCCAAGCUCCCCAUCUACCUCGCGCUCAACGGCACAAUCUACGACGUCACCAAGGGCUCCAAGUUCUACGGGCCCGGAGGCAUGUACCACGUGUUCGCCGGCCGGGACGCAGCGCGCGGCUACGUGACGGGGUGUUUUGCCGAAGACGCGACGCCGGAUCUGCGCGGCGUGGAGUACAUGUACGUGCCGAAGGAUAUUCCGCGGCCGGAGGAGGGGAAGGUGGAUGCGGAGAUGAAGAAGGUGCGGGAGCAGGAGUUGCGGGCGGCGAGGAAGCUGGUGAAGGAGGUGAUUGAUCAUUGGUCGGGGAUUUUCAGUGGGGAGAAGGGAGGGAAGCCGUAUUUUGAGGUGGGCAAGGUGGUUAGGGAGGAGGGGUGGUUGGAGAAGCUGCCGAUGAGAGGGCUGUGUGCGAAUGCGGAGAGGAAGAGGCCG
Molecule: messenger RNA, 645 nt
Organism: Neohortaea acidophila
Lineage: Eukaryota; Fungi; Ascomycota; Dothideomycetes; Mycosphaerellales; Teratosphaeriaceae
Product: cytochrome b5-like heme/steroid binding domain-containing protein
Exons: 2
Cellular component (GO): endomembrane system; membrane
Source: RefSeq, a predicted model, not a curated record